UAUUAUCAUUUAGGAGACCUCAUCAUUGGUGGCAUCAUCUCUCAGAUCUACAUCACUUCUGAGCUGAUAACAUUUACAAGAUAUCCUCACCAGGAAGAAGCUGAGGAGCUCGUUUAUUUCAGUGCAAGAUUCACUCACCUCGCUGCAAUAGACCUUCUUUCUACCACAGGCCAAUUAACUCCUAACUACAAGUGUGGCAUCCAGAACAUUCCAACAGCAGUAAUUGGGGGACCCACCUCUGACACUGAUCUCCACAUGGCCGCCAUCCUAAGCAACUACAAAAUACCACAGCUCACAUAUGGCUCUCCAUCGGUGAUGAAUAACAAAAGCCAGGCUGUUUUCUUCCAAUGGAUGUUCCCAAGUAGGAACUAUCAUUAUACGGGGAUUCUCCAGCUGCUUCUGCAUUUCAGGUGGACAUGGAUUGGGGUGAUUUAUCUACAUGUCCAGAGUGCAGAGGAGUUUGUACACAGUGCACUUCCCAUCUUUUCCCGAAAUGGUAUCUGCUUUGACUUUAUAGAAAGAUUCCCCAAAGUAGCUUCUUCCAAUAAUGUCGCAGAAGUGAUGGAGAAAGGAAUGGGCUUAUACAAUAUUGCCAUGAAAAGCACUGUCAAUGUUUUGGUAGUCCAUGGUGAAAUUCAAAGCAUGAUGAUUUUGAGAAUGUUGCUGUAUUUUUCAAAAUUUGAGAACAGACUAGUGAAGAAAAAAGUCUGGAUUAUGACAGCUCAGAUGGAAUUCACAUCAGUCGCCUUUCAAAGAGAUUGGGACUUAGACUCCAUCCAUGGUGCUAUAUCCUUGGCAAUUCACUCAGAGGAGAUGCUGGGAUUUCAGGAAUUUCUUCACAGAAGAAACCCUCGACAGCAAAUGGAAGAUGGCUUCAUCAAGGACUUCUGGAAGGAUACCUUUAAGUGCUGGUUCCAUGACUCUGAUUUAGAUAUGAGGGCUGAGAAAAUCUGUACUGGGGAGGAGACCCUGGAGAAUCUUCCUGGGUCUGUUUUCGAAAUGAGUAUGACAGGCCACAGCUACAGUGUCUACAAUGCUGUCUAUGCUGUGGCACAUGCUGUGGACGCCAUGCAUUCCUCCAAAUUGAGACAAAGAAGAGUUGUGGAUGGAGAGAACUGGAAGCUGAAUCGAUCACCAUGGCAGCUCCAUCAUUUUCUGAGAAGCAUCUCAUUUAACAACAGUGUCGGGGAAGAUAUUUCCUUUGAUCACAAUGGGGAAUUGUUAGCCAGAUUUGAUAUCAUCAACUGGGUUGCGUUCUCAAACAAGUCCUUUCUUAGAGUCAAAAUUGGAAGGAUAAACCCAAAGGCUCCCCCAGAAAAAGUCUUCAACAUUUGUGAGGAUGCCAUUGUGUGGCCCAGUGGGUUUAAUCAGGUACGGCCUCUUUCUCUGUGUAAUGACCUUUGCCGCUCAGGUUAUAGUAGGAUGAAGAAGGAAGGGGAGGCAUUUUGUUGCUAUGAUUGUCUGCAGUGUCCAGACGGGAAGGUUUCUAACCAUGAGGAUAUGGAUGACUGUUUUCCAUGUCCAGAAGAUCAUUAUCCAAACAAAGAUCAAGACUCGUGCAUUACCAAAAUUAUAAGCUUCUUAUCCUAUGAAGAAACACUGGGAAUUGGUCUGGCUAUUUCUGCCUUUUCUUUAUCAUUCAUCACAGUUUUGGUCUUUGGCAUCUUCAUUAAAUACCAGCACACUCCCAUCGUCAAAGCCAACAACUGGCAUCUCACCUGUACUCUUCUCAUCUCCCUCCUGCUAUCUUUCCUUUGUGCUUUACUAUUCAUUGGCCGACCUGAGAAGCUUUUGUGCCUCCUUCGACAAACAGCUUUUAGCAUCAUAUUCUCUCUAGCGGUUUCUUGUGUGUUGGCCAAAACUGCCACUGUGGUUCUAGCAUUCAUGGCCACCAAACCAGGAUCAAGUAUUAGAAACUGGGUGGGGAAACGAGUAACCAACUGCAUUCUUCUUUCCAGUUCCCUUAUUCAAGCCACUGUUUGUACCGUAUGGCUGGCAACUUCUCCUCCGUUCCCAGAUUUUGACAUGCACUCCAUGACUGAAGAAAUUGUACUGGAAUGUAAUGAAGGGUCGGUUGCCAUGUUUUACUGUGCCUUGGGCUUCCUGGGCUUCCUGGUUGUUGUCAGCUUCACUGUGGCUUUCCUAGCCAGGAAACUCCCAGACAGUUUCAACGAAGCCAAGUUCAUCACCUUCAGCAUGUUGGUCUUUUGCAGCGUAUGGCUGUCCUUUGUUCCAACCUACUUGAGCACCAAGGGGAAAUAUAUGGUAGCUGUGGAGGUCUUCUCCAUCUUGUCUUCCAGUGCUGGACUACUGGUUUGCAUCUUUUUCCCUAAAUUAUACAUCAUGAUGCUGAAGCCUGAGUUGAAUAAUAGGGAACAUUUACUAAGGAGAAAAAAAGGAACAACCUAA
Eublepharis macularius is the source of this 2409-nucleotide messenger RNA. RefSeq names its product vomeronasal type-2 receptor 26-like. The transcript is spliced from 6 exons. The coding region runs from base 256 to 2409 and encodes 717 amino acids. Gene Ontology annotation, molecular function: G protein-coupled receptor activity. Gene Ontology annotation, cellular component: membrane. Lineage: Eukaryota; Metazoa; Chordata; Lepidosauria; Squamata; Eublepharidae. Gene Ontology annotation, biological process: G protein-coupled receptor signaling pathway. The record is from RefSeq and is a predicted model, not a curated record.